Leptinotarsa decemlineata (Colorado potato beetle) is the source of this 1204-nucleotide messenger RNA. Its product is annotated as choline/ethanolamine transporter flvcr2b. Gene Ontology annotation, molecular function: heme binding; heme transmembrane transporter activity. Gene Ontology annotation, biological process: transmembrane transport; heme export. Lineage: Eukaryota; Metazoa; Arthropoda; Insecta; Coleoptera; Chrysomelidae. Gene Ontology annotation, cellular component: membrane. The record is from RefSeq and is a predicted model, not a curated record.
UGAGUAGCGCCUACUAAUUUUUUCGUUUCAGAUUUUAAGCGAUGGUGGUACCGCCUGAAAGUAACAAUUUGUUAGAAAAAAUUACGGAAACCGAAAUCCGAACCUACAAGAAAAGAUGGGUUAUACUUAUAAUAUACAACUUGUAUAGUGCGGCGAACUCUUUUCAAUGGUUGGAAUACUCGAUCAUAACGAAUAUUGUUAUGAAAUUCUAUGACGUUGACUCUCUGGAUGUGGACUGGACAUCCAUUAUAUACAUGGCGAUAUACCCAUUUAUUGUCAUUCCGGUAUCUUAUAUCAUUGAGAAAAAGGGUCUGCGAAUAGCAGCUUUGAUCGGGGGAUUAGGAACCGCCCUGGCUGCAGCUGUCAAAGUAUUUUCUAUACGAACAGAUUUAUUUUAUGUGGUACUAAUAGGACAAGCCAUUGGAUCAACUGCUCAAGUAUUCGUCUUAUGUAUUCCCACAAAAAUUGCUGCAGUCUGGUUUGAAGAUUCUGAGGCAUCAACUGCUUGUGCCCUUGGUGUUUUAGGUACUCAAGCGGGAUUGGCUUUGGCAUUCUUGAUUCCUCCAAUACUGGUCAAGAAUAGUGAAAAUGUUGUUUCAAUAGGAUCAGAUUUGCGAGUUCUUUGUCAAGGACUGGCCAUUUUCAUGAUCCCCGUUUCCAUAGCAAUAUUAUUCUAAUGGUGAAGAAGAUGCUGGAAGAAUGGCGUGCAUUUCUGUCAUCUGUGGAAUUGUUGGAGCUCUAUUGAAUGGAAUAUUCCUUGACAAGACUAGGUUAUUUAGGGAAACCACAUUAUUCAAUUACGCUCUAACUACCGUAAGUGUAGUUCUCUUCAUGGUCACAUUGCUAUGGAAGAAGCUAGUGCUAGUAUAUCUGAGUUAUGCAAUUUUUGGAUGCUUUGUUAAUUGUUACUUGACUGUGGGAUUCGAACUGGCAGUGGAAAUCACUUAUCCAUUGGACGAAAGUACAAGCUCAGGUCUUCUCAACGCUUCAACCCAAGCAUUCGGAGUAUUCAUUGUCUUGAUGUUGGGAAAACUGAAUGAAAAGUUUGGAGCACUAUGGUCUUUAUUUAGCCAAGUUAUUCUCCUCCUUAUUGGAACUUACUUGACUUACAGAAUACCGAACGUGAAGAAAAGACAAGAAGCUUUCUCGCAAGUCGAAACAGAAAUGCACAGCAUUCGAAGUUCAUAAAAUAAAUAUAUUUCAU